Molecule: messenger RNA, 17217 nt
Organism: Coregonus sp. 'balchen'
Lineage: Eukaryota; Metazoa; Chordata; Actinopteri; Salmoniformes; Salmonidae
Source: the annotation of a GenBank genome assembly
AUGAAAUGCUCUGAGACCAGGUUGGAGUGGUGUGCCAUAUGGGGACACCCUGCCUGCCUGCCUAGCUGGCCAGAGGAGAGGACAGUCCAGAGCAUAGCCUGCCCAGCCCUGGAGACUAGGUUUCGAGGGGUGUGUGUGUGGUGCAAGGAGAGGUGAGCCAAGGCCAUGCCCAGGCCUGAGUGUGUCUGUCUGCGGGUGAUAGCCAGGCUGGGGUGACAGCAGGUUGAGGAUAUCCCUUGGUUAGGUCCUCUCUCAUGUUACUGCAAACUGCUGAGUAGGGCCAGGCACCAAUAUACACAUACUAGGCCUAUAUAUACACACAGCAUGAUCUAGUAUUGUCCUAGGUCUACAUUUGUGUGCAUUUUAGACAAUGUUUUCCUUCUUUUGGCUAUAUGAAUACUCUUACCCUCUCAGUCCCAGUCGGAAGGAAUGCCUGGUCUGUCUCACCUUCUCAUUUUCUGUGUAUGUUCUUCACUCUCUCCUCCCCCUUCUCUCUUUCCAUCUCUCGUGCUUGGUAAGCCUAGAGAGUCAGUGGGAGUGUCUUCUGCUGCUGUCCUAAUCAGCAAGCAGCUUUGCUCUAUCGUCACGGUAACAAGGAGCCUAUUACUGGGGGAAACUAGGUAUGAUUAAGUCUAAGGUUUUACCAGAUGGACAACUCAACUCUGUCUGGAGCGGCAUGUUCCCCUACACCAGGGCUUGCUGACCUUGUUCCUGGAGAGCUACCGUCCUGUAGGUUUUUGUUCCCAACCCUAAUCUAGCGCACCUGAUUCUGAUAAUUUGCUGGUUGAUAAACUGAAUCAGGUUAAUUAUAACUGGGGUUGCAGCGAAAACCUACAGGAGGGUAGCUCUCCAGGAACAGGGUUGGAGAGCCCUGCUCUACACACAGUACAGAGUCUCUCACACCAUAACUCUAUCUCUCAUACACCACACAAUCUGUCCGUGUGAGUGUUUGUGUGUGGGUACGCAGCAUGCGUGUUUCCCGCGCUAGCUGAUAAACAGAGGGUGGGUGUGUGCUAUCAAACAGAUGAGACUCUGUGUGACCGUGUGAGGAAACUCUUUAUUCGUUUAACGCAACAGUUCAACAGCCUACAGUCCUCCGUAUGAACCUCACCCCAAAUGACUUCAGUAACCAGUAGGCCAACACUAUCUGUAUUAUUCAACUGUUGAAUGUCAUUCUUUGUAUAUUUCUCUGGUGCUCUACUGACUGUCUCGGAAGCAUUCAUGUUUAGCAAAAGACAACUUUUUUCUCUCUCUUCCUUCUCCUCCAGAGACGAGGGGCCAUCUCUUACGACAGCUCAGAUCAGACCGCUCUGUACAUUCGUAUGCUCGGUAAGUACUACCCACUGUCACAUACACAUCACAUACAGGACAGAACAACUUAUGCUAGUUACUGUUAGCACUGCCCACUGUCCCCAUACUCACUCAGCAGUACCACCAGCAGUUUUGUUCUAGCACAACUAGCAUUCCACUACUAGCAACUGUAAGUACUGCUCAACGUGCCCACAUUCAGAAUGAACAGGCAUCUGGCCUCUAGAUUGCACCAAGGAAAGGAAACAAUUUCUCAAAUAAUUUUCUGUUAUUGUUUUUGCCACGUUAUAUAACUUGAGUAACAAUGUGAGAAAGGGAUACAUAAGUUGAGAAACACGAGAGGGAUGGAUAUUAACAUAGACAUUACAGACCUACAUGCAUACAUACAUUACUACAUACAGUAUCCAUGUGCCUUAACUAGGUCAGAUGGAGGAGUGGUGUUUUAUUAGUUUAUUUAAAGCAAACUUUGCUGUUUGCUUGAGUCAUUUGAGAUGGAAGGGAGUUCCUUGUGAUCAUGGCUCUAUAUAAAACUGUGUUGCCUUGAAUUCGAGAUGAAAAGAGACAUUGAAAGAGAGAUAGAUAGCUGGAGAGUAGAUCCUGUCGUCUGAUCCCUAUACUAUGAAUUAGGUUUGAGGAGUUACCGAGGUAACUCUUGAGUUCAACUUAGGAUAACGGGUACCACGAAAGUGGCUCACCUUUUAGUCAGGUACAUUUCUAUGGCAACGAAUUCUUCAGAACUAACCUGCUCCGUGGCAGGCUAACUCAGGGCUAACUCAAUUUAUCCUGAAUGAAGUCUCUGAGCCGUGAGUUGAGGACCAAUUAAGUAAUUUUCCCUCCCUCUCGCAAAGAUUGCGUCAUCAUCCCCUUCAUUUGAGGAAGAUGACUGAUUCAAUAUUUUAUUAAUCAAAUGUUUUUUUGUGUUAAAAAAUGUUAAACUACCUAUCACAUUACACAUUAGUAAUCAUAUAAUUAAUUUGAAACUUCCCGCACAGUAAGACUUUAUGACUUAAUACAAUUAUGGGUGGGAAAAAAAGGUGCUUGUGCACACCAAAGUCAGCAUUAACGAUAAGUAAUAACAUAAAGAGGGCACUUCUAAAAGCCCAUCUCACACCACCGCCUGCUGAAUUGUCUUUCAUUUUGAUUUCGGCACAAAUGAAAAUGUCACCGACUCGCCCAUGGAUUGAUGUUUCGGCAUUGCCUCAAUGAAGAGUUCGGCGUUCGACUAGCCGUGUGCGACAUGCACGCGCCGUUACAAGCCUGCUAGAGUUGGCGGCAGGUGGACAAGCAAUAUCCACCAUCGUAGUAUGGUUGAAGCCUGAGCUGGAAUGUGAAGCUAACUGAAUUUGGCUAGCUUUAGAAAACCCUGAGGAGAUCUAGCUUCCUCUGUAGUAUACCCCUCAGGUCAAUCCCUGGUCCCUUUGAUAAUCUUACCAUCACAUAAGACUUAAGUGAUGAAUGCUUCUGUCCUGGCCAGCUGUCGGUCCACAGUAUUAAGCCUUUCUUUGAAUUUUUAUCAGAUUUUCUGAGGCAGAGAUCUAAUUUUGUGUCCUGCUGGGCCCAUAGGCCUCUGGAAUGUUCUAGGCCCUCUGUAUGGAUGCCAGGAGUCCACUCUACUUAGACCAGUGUGGGUGCUUGUCUGUGUGGUUGAUGUUUGUAACAGUCUCUCCUGUCUUGUUGGUAUGUACACUUAGUACCAUGAGACUGGCUAGCUGAAAGCUAUGAUCCCUUUUUGAUGUCACUUGUUAAAUCCACUUCAAUCAGUAUAGAUGAAGGGGAGAAGAUGGUUAAAGAAUGAUUUCUAAGCCUUGAGACAAUUGAGACAUGGAUUGUGUAUGUGUGCCAUUCAGAGGGUGAAUGGGCAAGACAAAAGAUUGAAGUGCCUUUGAACAGGGUAUGGUAGUAGGUGCCAGGCACACCGGUUUGAGUGUGUCAAGAACUGCAACGCUGCUGGGUUUUUCACGCUCAACAGUUUCCUGUGUGUAUCAAGAAUGAUCCAACAACCAAAGGACAUCUAGCCAACUUGACACAACUGUUAGAUGCAUUGGUGUCAACAUGGGCCAGCAUCCCUGUGGAACGCUUUCGCCACCUUGUAGCGUCCGUGCCCCGACGAAUUGAGGCUGUGCUAAGGGCAAGGUGUUCCUAAUGUUUUGUACACUCAGUUUAUGUUGGUUAUGCUAUCUGCACUGCCACACAACAAUUGGGGAUAACGUUUAUGGAAUUGAAUUAGAUUUAGCCCUGCCUACUACUGGGAGUCACAGUCUAGCAAACCGGAUCAUACCAAAACAGAGUAGACUCUUAUGUGGGGACACAUGGCCUAUUCUGUUCAAUGAUGUAUAUAAACCCUGGAUUGCUGAUGCUAUGUAUUGGCCAAUGAGAGGCUUUGAAGCCACCGGUCGGCCAUAUUGGCACUCCCCAGUAGGAGCAGUCAUCCAUAGGAAUGAAUGGAAUUCUACAGUAUUUCAAUUAAAUGUUUCAAUGACAAAAUUGCAUGUAAUUAAGUAUUUUUCUGUUCUAGUGGGGACUGUAACAUUAGUACUCUCUAAAAAGUAUACUUUAAGGAUAAAAAAAAUAUAUAAUUUAUUUAAAUGUUUAGCUCACAUAACAUUUUAAAAGUGUAAAUAUUAACUUUAGAAGCCUUUUAAACCUUGAAUACACUACACAUUUGCAUUUCCUGCUGUGCAGGAAAUCCUGCACAACAGGGUGAACAAAUUAAGAUCCUACACCUGUAGUAUUUUAGGAUUAUAUGUUGUUGGAAGAUAAUAAAAGUUUGACAAAAACCCACACCGAUUACUGACCUCACACUAGUUCAAAAAAUCUGAAAACAAUCUAAAUCAUUAGCUAGUUUGCUUCAGCAUGAUGCUUAACUCAACGACUUAACAAUUGAUUUGCUGCUACUAGCUUUCCCCUGAUAAUCUCUGGCUCUAGUAUUAGCCCUACUUUGAGAGCAUGUGUUUGUGUGGAGUCAGUGGAUAUUACAGUUGUUGUUAAGAGGUGCAGCAGGGUUCCAGUUUAGGAUAUGCUGGCUAUUUGCCAGGGUCUGUGAUACGUUCCUAGGCCAGUCUGAUCUGUUGCUGUGUUGUCAUACAAUGGGUUUAAGAGCAUUAAUGUAGAGGUCAGGGUACAUGGGUAAUCAACUGUCUGACCCGUAUUCCCCCCAGCUCAAGGCCUGUUGGCACGCAGAAUGGAAAAACUUGACUCUAUGCAUCUCAUCGCACACACACACAACUACUUGGCAUUGCAUCAGUGUGAGAGAGUGGAAGAGUUUGUUUACACCAUACAUAACCUUGUAUAUUUUCAUUUAAUCUGUGAAUGCUGUGUAAGCUAUAUGUAAUGUGACCAUCCAUUACUUCCAUUUAAUGGUAAUUCCCAGUUUUGCUAUUUUGCUAGGGGCUUUUGUUAUAUUCAAACAGCUGUUCCCAAGUAAGUAGCAUGCUGGUGGGAGACUGACUGUACAGUACUGUAUGACUUGAUCUAAUGUACAAAUCAGUACUGAAGAGCUGCAUUAGUCUGUCAGUCUGACUCCUCUAGAAGACUAGUAUUGACUGGGUUGCCUGGGCCAGUGCCAUAGUACCAUAACGAGACUGUCAGCACUCGCCUCUGAGUAUAAAGCACAAACCUGUCUACUCUACUGUGUGUUACUGUAGGUCGCUAUGUUGCUCCUAGCCUGUCUGACUACCAAUACUAGUGUUACUGUAGGUCGCUAUGUUGCUCCUAGCCUGUCUGACUACCAAUACUAGUGUUACUGUAGGUCGCUAUGUUGCUCCUAGCCUGUCUGACUACCAAUACUAGUGUUACUGUAGGUCGCUAUGUUGCUCCUAGCCUGUCUGACUACCAAUACUAGUGUUACUGUAGGUCGCUAUGUUGCUCCUAGCCUGUCUGACUACCAAUACUAGUGUUACUGUAGGUCGCUAUGUUGCUCCUAGCCUGUCUGACUACCAAUACUAGUGUUACUGUAGGUCUCUCUGCUGUUCCUAGCCUGUCUGACUACCAAUACUAGUGUUACUGUAGGUCGCUAUGUUGCUCCUAGCCUGUCUGACUACCAAUACUAGUGUUACUGUAGGUCGCUAUGUUGCUCCUAGCCUGUCUGACUACCAAUACUAGUGUUACUGUAGGUUUCUCUGCUGUUCCUAGCCUGUCUGACUACCAAUACUAGUGUUACUGUAGCCCUGCCUGGCAUGGCAUUGCAUGCUCAGCUGUCAGCUGUUCCUAGCUCUUUUAGGCUGUGUUAACACAGACAGCCCAAUUCUGAUGUUUUUUUUUUCACUAAUAGGUCUGUUGACCAAUAAGAUCUGAUGUGAAGAAAUCUGAUGUGAUUGGUCAAAAGACCAAUUAGUGGAAAAAGUAUCAGAAUUGAGCGGUCUUUGUUAACACAGCCUUGGUGGUCUACAAGCUGCCUCCCUUUGAAGAUUGAGAGAGCGUGAAAGUGUUUGUGUGUGUGUGAGAGACAGAGGAGAGCCUGUGUGUGUGUGUGUGUGUAGGAGAGCUCAUUUUCCACUGUAUGUUCCAUGACUCUUGAGGAUGUGUGUGUUGCAUCUGAGUAUAAAGCACAAACCUGUCUACUCUACUGUAGGUCGCUAUGUUGCUCCUAGCCUGUCUGACUACCAAUACUAGUGUUACUGUAGGUCGCUAUGUUGCUCCUAGCCUGUCUGACUACCAAUACUAGUGUUACUGUAGGUCGCUAUGUUGCUCCUAGCCUGUCUGACUACCAAUACUAGUGUUACUGUAGGUCGCUCUGCUGCUCCUAGCCUGUCUGACUACCAAUACUAGUGUUACUGUAGGUCGCUAUGUUGCUCCUAGCCUGUCUGACUACCAAUACUAGUGUUACUGUAGGUCGCUAUGUUGCUCCUAGCCUGUCUGACUACCAAUACUAGUGUUACUGUAGGUCGCUAUGUUGCUCCUAGCCUGUCUGACUACCAAUACUAGUGUUACUGUAGGUCGCUAUGUUGCUCCUAGCCUGUCUGACUACCAAUACUAGUGUUACUGUAGGUCGCUCUGCUGCUCCUAGCCUGUCUGACUACCAAUACUAGUGUUACUGUAGGUCGCUCUGCUGUUCCUAGCCUGUCUGACUACCAAUACUAGUGUUACUGUAGGUCGCUAUGUUGCUCCUAGCCUGUCUGACUACCAAUACUAGUGUUACUGUAGGUCGCUAUGUUGCUCCUAGCCUGUCUGACUACCAAUACUAGUGUUACUGUAGGUCUCUAUGUUGCUCCUAGCCUGUCUGACUACCAAUACUAGUGUUACUGUAGGUCGCUAUGUUGCUCCUAGCCUGUCUGACUACCAAUACUAGUGUUACUGUAGGUCGCUAUGUUGCUCCUAGCCUGUCUGACUACCAAUACUAGUGUUACUGUAGGUCGCUAUGUUGCUCCUAGCCUGUCUGACUACCAAUACUAGUGUUACUGUAGGUCGCUAUGUUGCUCCUAGCCUGUCUGACUACCAAUACUAGUGUUACUGUAGGUCGCUAUGUUGCUCCUAGCCUGUCUGACUACCAAUACUAGUGUUACUGUAGGUCGCUAUGUUGCUCCUAGCCUGUCUGACUACCAAUACUAGUGUUACUGUAGGUCGCUAUGUUGCUCCUAGCCUGUCUGACUACCAAUACUAGUGUUACUGUAGGUCGCUAUGUUGCUCCUAGCCUGUCUGACUACCAAUACUAGUGUUACUGUAGGUCGCUAUGUUGCUCCUAGCCUGUCUGACUACCAAUACUAGUGUUACUGUAGGUCGCUAUGUUGCUCCUAGCCUGUCUGACUACCAAUACUAGUGUUACUGUAGGUCGCUAUGUUGCUCCUAGCCUGUCUGACUACCAAUACUAGUGUUACUGUAGGUCGCUAUGUUGCUCCUAGCCUGUCUGACUACCAAUACUAGUGUUACUGUAGGUCGCUAUGUUGCUCCUAGCCUGUCUGACUACCAAUACUAGUGUUACUGUAGGUCGCUAUGUUGCUCCUAGCCUGUCUGACUACCAAUACUAGUGUUACUGUAGGUCGCUAUGUUGCUCCUAGCCUGUCUGACUACCAAUACUAGUGUUACUGUAGGUCGCUAUGUUGCUCCUAGCCUGUCUGACUACCAAUACUAGUGUUACUGUAGGUCGCUAUGUUGCUCCUAGCCUGUCUGACUACCAAUACUAGUGUUACUGUAGGUCGCUAUGUUGCUCCUAGCCUGUCUGACUACCAAUACUAGUGUUACUGUAGGUCGCUAUGUUGCUCCUAGCCUGUCUGACUACCAAUACUAGUGUUACUGUAGGUCGCUAUGUUGCUCCUAGCCUGUCUGACUACCAAUACUAGUGUUACUGUAGCCCUGCCUGGCAUGGCAUUGCAUGCUCAGCUGUCAGCUAUUCCUAGCUCUUUUACAUUUACAUUUUAUCAGACGCUCUUAUCCAGAGCGACUUACAGUUAGUGAAUACAUAUUAUUAUUUUUAUACUGGCCCCCUGUGGGAAUCGAACCCACAACCCUGGCGUUGCAAACGCCAUGCUCUAUCAACUGAGCUACAUCCCUGCCGGCCAUUCCCUCCCCUACCCUGGACGACGCUGGGCCAAUUGUGCGCCGCCCAUGAGUCUCCCGGUCGCGGCCGGCUGCGACAGAGCCUGGAUUCUAGUGGCACAGUUAGCACUGCGAUGCAGUGCCUUAGACCACUGCGCCACUCAGGAGUUGUUAACACAGGCAGCCCAAUUCUGAUAUUGUUUUUCACUAAUAGGUCUGUUGAUCAAUAAGAUCUGAUGUGAAGAAAUCUGAUGUGAUUGGUCAAAAGACCAAUUAGUGGAAAAAAGUAUCAUAAUUGAGCUGUCUUUGUUAACACAGCCUUGGUGGUCUACAAGCUGCCUCCCUUUGAAGAUUUAGAGAGCGUGAAAGUGUUUGUGCGUGUGUGUGUGUGUGUGUGUGUGUGGGAAGGACAGCUCAUUUUCCACUGUAUGUUCCAUGACUCUUGAGGAUGUGUGUGUUGCUUCCCUCUAGGAGAUGUGAGAGUGAGAAGUCGGGUAGGAUUUCAACCAGAAGAAAAAGGUUCCCACUUGUACCUGUGCAUCGACUUCCGCACCCUACACUGUGAGUAUGAACCAUGAAAAAACCUUCCAUUCCUCACUAUCUGCCUUAGAGGCUUUUCUCAUUGACGAAAGUUGAAGGAGAGGCAGCGCGAUGACAUUUCAAUUGAAAUAAUAUGUAAAUAACUUUUCAUUUAACAGUAGCAAAGGAAUGUCAUGUGCCGCGAGAGCGUUUGGCGCUUGGCAACGGACAUUUGCUGUAAAUAUCCCUACAUAGCCACUAGCCAGUAUGCUUCAACUUUGCAAUCGACUUUUCAUCUUAACCAUAUUACACAUUUGAAAAAAAUUGAACCAAACCACAUUACACUCUUGAAUAAUGCAACAAUUCACAAGCAUGUGUAGACAAUAAAGGAUUUAUUUUCUAGUCUGUAGGCUACUCGUUACAUUUUAGCUUCAAGACAAAAGCACAGAGUUGCUAACAGCAUGUCUUCAUCAAGUAACGUUAGCCUAUCAAAAAUGUAAGAUAAGGCCAACUACCCCUCUCAUACCAAUAUAAAGGUACAGUAGGUCUACCUUACAACAUUACAAGUAAGGCUUCAUUUUGUUCAAUAUCAUGGAAAUCAUUUGUUGUACAUGUGGUAAAAGCAAAUUGCGACUGAAAACGUGGGUAUAAUAUAUAUAUAUAUAUAUAUAUAUAUAUAUAUAUAUAUAUAUAUAUAUAUAUAUAUAUAUAUAUAUAUAUAUAUAUAUAUAUAUAUAUAUAUAUAUAUACAUACACUGCUCAAAAAAAUAAAGGGAACACUUAAACAACACAAUGUAACUCCAAGUCAAUCACACUUCUGUGAAAUCAAACUGUCCACUUAGGAAGCAACACUGAUUGACAAUAAAUUUCACAUGCUGUUGUGCAAAUGGAAUAGACAACAGGUGGAAAUUAUAGGCAAUUAGCAAGACACCCCCAAUAAAGAAGUGGUUCUGCAGGUGGUGACCACAGACCACUUCUCAGUUCCUAUGCUUCCUGGCUGAUGUUUUGGUCACUUUUGAAUGCUGGUGGUGCUUUCACUCUAGUGGUAGCAUGAGACGGAGUCUACAACCCACACAAGUGGCUCAGGUAGUGCAGCUCAUCCAGGAUGGCACAUCAAUGCGAGCUGUGGCAAGAAGGUUUGCUGUGUCUGUCAGCGUAGUGUCCAGAGCAUGGUGGCGCUACCAGGAGACAGGCCAGUACAUCAGGAGACGUGGAGGAGGCCGUAGGAGGGCAACAACCCAGCAGCAGGACCGCUACCUCCGCCUUUGUGCAAGGAGGAGCAGGUGGAGCACUGCCAGAGCCCUGCAAAAUGACCUCCAGCAGGCCACAAAUGUGCAUGUGUCUGCUCAAACGGUCAGAAACAGACUCCAUGAGGGUGGUAUGAGGGCCCGACGUUCACAGGUGGGGGUUGUGCUUACAGCCCAACACCGUGCAGGACGUUUGGCAUUUGCCAGAGAACACCAAUAUUGGCAAAUUCGCCACUGGCGCCCUGUGCUCUUCACAGAUGAAAGCAGGUUCACACUGAGAACAUGUGACAGAUGUGACAGAGUCUGGAGACGCCAUGGAGAACGUUCUGCUGCCUGCAACAUCCUCCAGCAUGACCGGUUUGGCGGUGGGUCAGUCAUGGUGUGGGGUGGCAUUUCUUUGGGGGGCCGCACAGCCCUCCAUGUGCUCGCCAGAGGUAGCCUGACUGCCAUUAGGUACCGAGAUGAGAUCCUCAGACCCCUUGUGAGACCAUAUGCUGGUGCGGUUGGCCCUGGGUUCCUCCUAAUGCAAGACAAUGCUAGACCUCAUGUGGCUGAAGUGUGUCAGCAGUUCCUGCAAGAGGAAGGCAUUGAUGCUAUGGACUGGCCCGCCCGUUCCCCAGACCUGAAUCCAAUUGAACACAUCUGGGACAUCAUGUCUCGCUCCAUCCACCAACGCCACGUUGCACCACAGACUGUCCAGGAGUUGGCAGAUGCUUUAGUUCAGGUCUGGGAGGAGAUCCCUCAGGAGACCAUCCGCCACCUCAUCAGGAGCAUGCCCAGGCGUUGUAGGGAGGUCAUACAGGCACGUGGAGGCCACACACACUACUGAGCCUCAUUUUGACUUGUUUUAAGGACAUUACAUCAAAGUUGGAUCAGCCUGUAGUGUGGUUUUCCACUUUAAUUUUGAGGGUGACUCCAAAUCCAGACCUCCAUGGGUUGAUACAUUUGAUUUCCAUUGAUCAUUUUUGUGUGAUUUUGUUGUCAGCACAUUCAACUAUGUAAAGAAAAAAGUAUUUAAUAAGAUUAUUUCAUUCAUUCAGAUCUAUGAUGUGUUUAAGUGUUCCCUUUAUUUUUUUGAGCAGUGUAUAUACAGUGAGGGAAAAAAGUAUUUGAUCCCCUGCUGAUUUUGUACGUUUGCCCACUGACAAAUACAUGAUCAGUCUAUAAUUUUAAUGGUAGGUUUAUUUGAACAGUGAGAGACAGAAUAACAACAACAAAAUCCAGAAAAACGCAUGUCAAAAAUGUUAUAAAUUGAUUUGCAUUUUAAUGAGGGAAAUAAGUAUUUGACCCCUCUGCAAAACAUGACUUAGUACUUGGUGGCAAAACCCUUGUUGGCAAUCACAGAGGUCAGACGUUUCUUGUAGUUGGCCACCAGGUUUGCACACAUCUCAGGAGGGAUUUUGUCCCACUCCUCUUUGCAGAUCUUCUCCAAGUCAUUAAGGUUUCGAGGCUGAGGUUUGGCAACUCGAAUCUUCAGCUCCCUCCACAGAUUUUCUAUGGGAUUAAGGUCUGGAGACUGGCUAGGCCAUUCCAGGACCUUAAUGUGCUUCUUCUUGAGCCACUCCUUUGUUGCCUUGGCCAUGUGUUUUGGGUCAUUGUCAUGCUGGAAUACCCAUCCACGACCCAUUUUCAAUGACCUGGCUGAGGGAAGGAGGUUCUCACCCAAGAUUUGACGGUACAUGGCCCCGUCCAUCGUCCCUUUGAUGCGGUGAAGUUGUCCUGUCCCCUUAGCAGAAAAACACCCCCAAAGAAUAAUGUUUCCACCUCCAUGUUUGACGGUGGGGAUGGUGUUCUUGGGGUCAUAGGCAGCAUUCCUCCUCUUCCAAACACGGCAAGUUGAGUUGAUGCCAAAUAGCUCCAUUUUGGUCUCAUCUGACCACAACACUUUCACCCAGUUCUCCUCUGAAUCAUUCAGAUGUUCAUUGGCAAACUUCAGACGGGCCUGUAAAUGUGCUUUCUUGAGCAGGGGGACCUUGCGGGCGCUGCAGGAUUUCAGUCCUUCACGGUGUAGUGUGUUACCAAUUGUUUUCUUGGUGACUAUGGUCCCAGCUACCUUGAGAUCAUUGACAAGAUCCUCCCGUGUAGUUAUGGGCUGAUUCCUCACCGUUCUCAUGAUCAUUGCAACUCCACGAGGUGAGAUCUUGCAUGGAGCCCCAGGCCGAGGGAGAUUGACAGUUAUUUUGUGUUUCUUCCAUUUGCGAAUAAUCGCACCAACUGUUGUCACCUUCUCACCAAGCUGCUUGGUGAUGGUCUUGUAGCCCAUUCCAGCCUUGUGUAGGUCUACAAUCUUGUCCCUGACAUCCUUUUAGAGCUCUUUGGUCUUGGCCAUGGUGGAGAGUUUGGAAUCUGAUUGACUCCCUUUAAGAGUGUGCUCCUAAUCUCGGCUCGUUACCUGUAUAAAAGACACCUGGGAGCCAGAAAUCUUUCUGAUUGAGAGUGGUUCAAAUACUUAUUUCCCUCAUUAAAAUGCAAAUCAAUUUAUAACAUUUCUUUCUGGAUUUUUUUGUUGUUAUUCUGUCUCUCACUGUUCAAAUAAACCUACUAUUAAAAUUAUAGACUGAUCAUUUCUUUGUCAGUGGGCAAACGUACAAAAUCAGCAGGGGAUCAAAUACUUUUUUUCCCUCACUGUAUAUAUAUAUAUAUAUAUACAGCUCUGGAAAAAAUUAAGAGACCACAGCAAAAAGAUAAGUUUCUCUGGUUUUACUAUUUAUAGGUAUGUGUUUGGGUGAAAUUAACAUUUUUGUUUUAUUCUAUAAACUACUGACAACAUUUCUCCCAAAUUCCAAAUAAAAAUAUUGUCAUUUAGAGCAUUUAUUUGCAGAAAAUGACAACUGGUCAAAAUAACAAAAAAUAUGCAGUUUUGUUAGACCUCGAAUAAUGCAAAGAAAAUAAGUUCAUGUUAAUUUUUAAACAACACAAUACUAAUGUUUUAACUAAGGAAGAGUUCAGAAAUCAAUAUUUGGUGGAAUAACCGUCAUUUUCAAUCACAGCUUUCAUGCGUCUUGGCAUGCUCUUCACCAGUCUUUCACAUUGAUGUUGGGUGACUUUAUGCCUCUCCUGGCACAGAAAUUCAAGCAGCUCGGCUUUGUUUGAUGGCUUGUGACCAUCCAUCUUCCUCUUGAUCACAUUCCAGAAGUUUUCAAUGGGGUUCAGGUCUGGAGAUUGGGCUGGCCAUGACAGGGUUUUGAUCUGGUGGUCCUCCAUCCACACCUUGAUUGACCUGGCUGUGUGGCAUGGCGCAUUGUCCUGCUGGAAAAACCAAUCCUCAGAGUUGGGGAACAAUGUCAGAGCAAAAGGAAGCAAGUUUUCUUCCAGGACAACCUUGUAGGUGGCUUGAUUCAUGCGUCCUUCACAAAGACAAAUCUGCCCGAUUCCAGCAUUGCUGAAGCACCCCCAGAUCAUCACCGAUCCUCCACCAAAUUUCACAGUGGGUGCGAGACUGUGGCUUGUAGGCCUCUCCAGGUCUCCGUCUAACCAUUAGGCGACCAGGUGUUGGGUAAAGCUGAAAAUUGGACUCAUCAGAUAAGAUUACCUUACUCCAGUCCUCUACGGCCCAAUCCUAAUGGUAUUUUGCAAACUUCAGCCUGGCUCUUCUUUGCUUCUCAUUGAUGAAGGGCUUUUUUCUAGCUUUGCACGACUUCAGCCCUGCCCCUAGGAGACUGUUUUGAAACGUCCUCGCCGUGCACUUCACCCCAGCUGCCGUUUGCCAUUAUUUUUGUAGGUCACUUGAUGUCAUCCUACGGUUGUUGAGUGACAUUCGAAUAAGUUGGCGGUCAUCCCGGUCAGUAGAGAGUCGUUUUCGCCCUCUGCCGGUCUGUAGCUUUGUUGUCCCCAAUGUCUGCUGCUUGACCUUGUUCUUAUGAACUGUCGUCUUUGAAAUUUUAAGGAUGGAAGCAACCUGACGCUCACUGUAUCCCUCUGCCAGUAAAGCCAGAAUUUAACCCUUCUUUUCCUCACUCAAAACUUUCCUUUUCAACUCUUUUGGCAUGGUCAAUAGUUAUUUUUUUUAUUAAUAUUACUUUUGAGGUACUAUUAGCACUGUUUUUGCCAUCCAGCUGGUCCUAUUGCAAGAGGAUAGUGAUGACCACAGCAGUGGUUUUUAUACUUUUCCUCGUUAAAUAAGAUUUGGUUCAGGUGAUCACCUAAUCAGUACCUAAUUCAGUAGAAUGAGGUGUGCCUGUGUUGGAAUUCAACAGACACUGGAAUGGAAUGGCUGUCAUACAUGUAGAGAUGCUGAUUUAAGAUAUAUUUGCAGUGGUCUCUUAAUUUUUUCCAGAGCUGUAUGUAUGUGUGUGUGUGUGUGUAUGUAUAUAUAUAUAUAUAUAUAUAUAUAUAUAUCCUUUAAAAAAAUAUAUUUCCCUUCAUUACUUUCCAACCCCACCACCCCUUCCCUAAUUGGAGUAAACUAGUGAACAACAAUGCUUAGGCCUCUACUUCCAGCUUAUACAUACUAUAUACAUUUUAUGGACACAGUCAAUUUUACAACAAUUCUAUUUGUUUGUUUUUACUCCUGAACUUCCUCUACCCUCAACCUCCAAUCAUUUUCAUCAUGUCCAUCCGGUUUGCUUCUAUAAAUAAUAUGCCAUGUCUUUCUAACUGUGCUCUUUCACAAAAGCUCUCAACCUAUAUACUUCUCAUGGACACUAUAUGCUUUACGUUAGUUAUCUUGUUGUUAUUAGUUGUUGUUAUUAGUCCCAUCCUUCAGCUCCAUUCAACACCUCCCAUCUUUCUCUUAACACCAUCCAUAUUGGAUUUCUAUUUGCCAUAUAUUUUUCAACUGUGAUGUUUCACAAAAGUUCUGAACCCUUCUAUUCUCAUUGUUUCUACAGAUUGUAAAUUGAAAAUAAAAUGUUUUGCUAAAAGUAUUAUUAUAUUAUUGAUCGAUUGACUGUGACUUUUCAGAUCACCCAGUAGUGCUAUAUGCAGGGUUAGCUCCAGGUAAAUAUUGCAAUCCUUCAGCCAUUCCUGGACCUGUGACCAAAAACAAGCUACAAAUGAUCUAAUGAUUCUGUCUCUUCACAGCAAAAUCUGCAGAGCUGGGAAGAUUGUAUCCCCCAUAGAAAUAACAUUCUAUUGGUAGCAAGAAUUUUGUAUAAUAAUUUAAAUUGAAAAAUUGUAAGUUUUGAAUCCGGCGUCGUUUUGCGUAUCAGUUCAUAAACACUAUGCCAUGGAAUCGGUACAUCAGAAAUCUCUUCCCAACUAUUUUGCAAUCUAUAUGGGACGGCUGUCAAUCCUUUGGUCCUUAAAUGAAACUGGUAUACUUUUUUAUUUAUCACCAUUUUCUUUAACCAAUUAUGUUCUUUAAUGCACGGCCGACAGACAAGUUCCUUACUUUUUCCCCCUUCCACUUUCCUCUUCCAUUUUUGCAGUAAUGCUGCAAUUAUUUUGUUUUGGGUAGUUGACAUUUCCGUAUGUUUUUGUUAGCUGCAUGUGCGACAUAACUCCACCAGUCCUACCUAUGCAUUAUAUUUGUAUCUACCAUGUUGUAAACCGUUUACUUCUAAACAACUCCCAUGUUUUAAGUCUUUGUCUCUCUGUCUUCAGCCUGCUCAGACUCCGCCUCUAGUCUUAUCCCUGGUCCUGGCUUCAGUUCGGCUGGGCCUGUGUCUGGUAGGAGGCUCCGCAGACUGCUCAGCUUCCAGAGGUACCUGCACUCCUCCCGUCUGCUCCUGGGAACACCCCACCUCAACCCCCUCCACAUCCUGGAUGAGGACUACACCGGACAGGCCAAGGUCCGAUGCUCACACUGUCUUAGCCAAUCAUACACUCGUAUGCAUGCAUACACAAUUCAUGUUUAUGUACAUGUCUAAAUACAGACUUACAUUUGCGGGGGGGUUUUCUCUUGCAGUGUAUGCUGGAAAGGGUCGCGACCUGGAAUUUUGACAUUUUCCUCUACGAUAGAUUAACGAAUGGUAUGUUUCUGACAGAUGUCCAUCUUUCUCCCAAAAGCCUUACCUACAUAUUUGUAUUGUCAUCAUCAUCAGAGAAUGAGCAAAACAGUGUAACAUGCUCUGGAUAAGAGCGUCUGCUAAAUGACGUAAAUGUAAAUGUAACAUUACUGCAUAGGCCUCCUUUCAACUCAUUAGAUAUUUGUGGACAAUGGCGCCAUCUGGUGUUUGUUUUGAUGAAUGCUGUAAAGAAGUGGAAUGGUCAUUUUCCAUAGAUUUUCAUUUUAAUGCUGAUGCUAUUGCAAUGCUAAACUCCACCACAACCACAAAAAUACAUAACUACCCACCCCCAAACACUAUUCUUGACCAGCUCUUUAAACUACUUCUCCCAUGUCUCCCCUCUCCAUGCAGGAAACAGCCUGGUGACGCUGACUUUCCACCUCCUGAACCAGUAUGGUCUGUUGGAGCUGUUUCAGCUGGACAUGGUGAAGCUGUGGCGCUUCCUGGUCAUGGUGCAGGAGGACUACCAUAGCCUCAACCCCUACCACAAUGCAGUGCACGCCGCUGACGUCACGCAGGCCAUGUACUGCUACCUGCGAGAACCCAAGGUAUCAGACAGAGAGAUUGACAGCUUACGAGUCUUUAGGCCAGAGGCAAGGUUACCUAUCAUGUAUAUGAGCAGAGAAAAGUAAUCCGAUGUUCCCUGUCUCUCCGUAGCUGGCCAAGUCCCUGACGUCCUGUGACAUCCUCCUGGGCCUGCUGGCAGCCGCCACUCAUGACCUGGACCACCCGGGAGUUAACCAGCCCUUCCUCAUCAAGACCAACCACUACCUGGCCAAGCUCUACAGGGUGAGAGCACAUAGCUGGUGCAGUCCACAGCUCCUGUAGCAUUCAUAUUAGAUCUGACUUGAGGACACUAGAUGGCCAUGCUCGACAGGACAAAAGUGUUGAUAACUUGACCUAGUUCAUGGGUUAUUUGUUCUUAUUUUAAGAUAACGUUGAGGUCUAUGAUUGAAUGCACUUAGUAGCUCAGAAUAACAGCGUUAUAAAAAUGCUAAUGUAUAUGUCUCUGUGGUCUGUAGAAUUCCUCUGUUCUGGAGAACCACCACUGGAGGUCUGCAGUAGGUCUGCUCAGAGAGACCGGCCUGUUCUCCCACCUGCCUGCUGAGGACGGGUCAGUCUGUUAAUUUAUUUUCCAAGUGAUUUAAUGAGACUCUGUUUUUAAAGAUCAAGGUAAUGAGUUGUUGUUGUACACUCAAGUAUGGUCGUGUACUUUUGAAGCAUAUUUAAUGAAUUCCUCUGUUCAUCUCCUCAGGCUGAAGAUGGAGCGCCAACUGGGUUCUCUGAUCCUGGCUACUGACAUCAGCAGACAGAAUGAGUACCUGGGAAAGUUCAGGACACACCUGGACCAGGAUGACCUGUGCCUGAGCAAUGCCAGCCACCGACACUUCAUCCUCCAGGUCAGUUACUAGCUAGGCCAUAGGCUUAGAGUUGGGCCUGGGGAAACUGUGUAGAACCGGCCAUUUUGGAUCUUAUCAGCUGGAAACUGUGGGGGUCUAACUGGAUAUUUUGGCUCUAACUCCUUGCAGAUGGCUCUGAAGUGUGCAGACAUCUGCAACCCCUGCAGACCCUGGGAGCUGAGCAAACAGUGGAGCGAGAAAGUGACGGAAGAGUUCUUCCACCAAGGUAGCCUCUCAUUAAUCCUCUUGUUCUGUAUGGUUCUCACUGUCCCUCUCCUCUUAGUCUCUCGUUCUGUAUGGUUCUCCCUCUCCCUCUCCUCUUAG